AUGGAAGGAUAUAAGCAUACUGGCCCUGUGAAUUGCGACGUGGAUUUUGAUCCAAGCAAUCUUAAAGGAAAGACGGCUAUUGUAACUGGAGGUGCCAAUGGUAUCGGCGAAGCAUAUGUUCGCGCCCUCGUCGCUGUAGGAGUUACUGUCUGUAUCGGAGACCGCGACAUUGCAGGAGGAAAGAAAUUGGCAGCUGAACUUCAUAGGAUCACAAAAUUCGUCGAGUGCGAUACUACCAAGUGGGACGACCAAGUUCGACUCUUUCGUGAAGCUGCAUCUUUUUCCCCGACGGGGAAGAUUGCCUACGUGGUAGCUAAUGCCGGCGUUAUCCGGCAAGAUGAUGUCUUCUCAUACUCUGGUGAAAACCAAGAGCCGGAAAAGCCUGACUUGAGUACAAUCGACGUCAACGUCAAGGGCACGCUGUAUACAGUCAAAUUGGCGCUUCAUUAUUUCGUCAAGCAGAAUGGACAGAAACCGUCCUCGACACGAGACGAUACUUGCUUGGUUUUGAUCGGUUCAGGAGCAGCAUUCCUGGACUGUCUCCGGAUUCCUCAGUACUCUGCCACCAAAUGGGCCAUGCGAGGUAUCAUGCAUUCAUUGAGAAGGACGGCUUUCUACUAUGGCAGUCGCGUGAACGUAAUCUCUCCGUGGUAUGUCAAAACCAAAAUUUUGUCCGAAGAAGCCUUCGCACAUGUCGUCGAAGCGGGCGUGCAAUUUGCGGAAGCAGAAUCUGCCGGUCAAUGUCUCUUGCGGAUACUCAGUGAUGCUAGUAUCAACGGCCACUCCUUUUUCAUAGCAGCAAAGAAAUGGGCUUCGCGAGGAUACAUGGAUCUAGAUCUGGAAGAUUAUCCGGGAGAUGCACUCUUACAGGAGAUUCAGGAGGAUCAAAUGAAGUCCGCCCCGGUUUCGAUGGGGCUCUUCGUAUAG
Coniosporium apollinis CBS 100218 is the source of this 927-nucleotide messenger RNA. RefSeq lists its product as uncharacterized. The record is from RefSeq and is a predicted model, not a curated record. Bases 1 to 927 code for a protein of 308 amino acids. Gene Ontology annotation, molecular function: oxidoreductase activity. Lineage: Eukaryota; Fungi; Ascomycota; Dothideomycetes. The transcript has 6 exons.